AUGGAGACCGAAAUUACGAACAUGAUUAUAGAUUUACGAGGGAGGGGGAAUGUGCCUUUUAAUGCAACCAUCGACGUGAUAAACUAUUUCAAAAAUAUCUUGCAUAUCAUGGUAGAUAAAACUUGCGACGUGAUAUCAACACUUUUUGCUCCGUUUGAUGAUCCUGAUGUUCACAAUAAAGUUGUAGAAACAAAUCUUGCUUUUAAUAGCUUGAAAACUAUUUUUGAUAAAUUUGGAUCGGAAUACCGAAUUCGGAAAUUAUUUGAAAAUCACCCUCGUUUUGUUUCACCCGAACCAAUAGUGAUAGGCAGCUAUCAUGCGGUUGAACAUGUUUUGAAUGAAGGGGAGUCAGGCGUAUCAAUUGUUGAGAAACCUCGGAUUGCGCAAUACGUUUCAAUCAAAAAAACUUUUUUGUCGUUGUCUAAGGACCCAAAUUACCUAAAAAAUCUCAUGAAAGAACCUGAAGUUGAAAAUGGUAUUUAUUCUUGCUUUCAAAGUGGUUCAAGAUUUAGGGAGUUGUCCGCUAAUGGCCCACAAGGAAUUGUAUCAUACAUUAAAAUUUUUUACGACGGCCUUGGACUCACAAAUCCCCUAAAGGCGGGGGAGACCAAAAACAACAGCGGAAUGUUUUACUUUACGAAUCUAUCCCUUUCCCCAAGAUACAACAGUACGCUAGCUAACAUCCACCUCCUUGCUAUGUGCCACACAAAUGAUAUAAAAAAUAAAGACGCCCUUAACCAACUGUUGAGUAAAAUCGUUUCAGAAUUAAAAGAUUUAGGGAAAAAUGGGAUCGCUAUUGAAACUAAUGACGGUGAGAAAAUGACACUGUACGUGAACCUUGGGCAAUUCACAGCAGACAAUUUAGGCAUGAACAAAAUUUUCGGAUUGGUGGAAAGUUUUUCUGGUGACUACUGUUGUAUUCUUUGUUAUGCAACUCGCGAAGACAUGCAGACGUAUGAAACAGAAGAAGAAUUCGAAUUGCGUUGUCCAAGAGAAUAUGAAAUUUACAUUUCAAUGUUAGAGAAUUUACCUCCAGGGCAGAGUUGGGGGGAGCGCGCUCUUUUCGAGAGCGACGAGCGAAGUCGCUCAAACUGGAAAAACGUGAGCAAGAGCGCGAGCGAAGACCUCCUGAGCGGAAGCUCAAUGACUGCAACGCCAUCUAGUGGUCAAUAUUUAAAACUAAUUGGAUGA
This is a messenger RNA of Daphnia magna, 1191 nucleotides long. RefSeq lists its product as uncharacterized. The transcript has a single exon. NCBI's taxonomy places the organism in Eukaryota, Metazoa, Arthropoda, Branchiopoda, Diplostraca, Daphniidae. The record is from RefSeq and is a predicted model, not a curated record. Bases 1 to 1191 code for a protein of 396 amino acids.